GAUUGUUUUUUUCUGGUGGUUGCAGUCGCGAUUUUCUCUAACCUCUGUUUUAUUAUUACAGACAAUGAAAUUCUAUUACAACUAAUUUUUUACAAUAUUUCUAUCGAAAUAUUUACAUCAUGAGUAAGUCAAAAGUAUCAGCGGAAUGGAAGAAACGAGUGAAAUCGGAGUAUAUGCGACUUCGCCAAGUGAAGAGAUUCAAACGGGCUGAUGAGGUGAAGGUGGCAUGGGCGCGCAACCUGCGCCUUAUGUCGGCGGCGGUAGAGACUCGCGACUCGGAGAGCUCGGAGCGCGGCCGCAGACCAUUCUGGCCGCCACCCGUGCCUACGCCUAGCCACGAGGGCCUUAUGAAACGCGCUGAAGUCACCUACACUGAUGCAUCAGGAGUGGUGUCCACCCAGCAAGUCCCUAUCCGCGUUAUCAACUCUGUGAACCCCAUCCCUACCAUGUAUACCUGGGCGCCCACACAGAAGAACUUCAUGGUGGAGGAUGAGACGGUGCUCCAUAACAUCCCAUACAUGGGUGAUGAAGUGCUGGACCAGGACGGCACCUUCAUUGAGGAGCUCAUCAAGAACUACGACGGAAAAGUCCAUGGUGACAAGGAAGGGGGAUUCAUAGAUGACCAGUUAUUUGUGGACUUGGUGCACGCGCUGGUCGCCUUCCAGACCAAGGAAGAGGUCGCCGAAGAGAAGAAGGAGAGGGAGUUGCGCAACUCCAAAGAGGAGAAAGAGAAGGAAUCAAAAGACCCCAAGGAAAAGGAGAAAGAAGACAGCAUGAAGGAGUUGGAGAAGUCCAUAAUGCAUGACAAGCAGUUCCCGAUCUUCAUCAUAUUUCAGGCCAUCUCCUCACAGUUCCCGGACAAGGGCACAGCACAAGAACUGAGGGAAAAAUACAUCGAACUCACGUCUCGCAGCGACCCCAACGCGCUUCCUCCCGAAUGCACGCCCAACAUCGACGGCCCCUUAGCGGAGUCCGUGUCCCGCGAUCAGACCAUGCACUCUUUCCACACGCUGUUCUGCCGGCGAUGCUUCAAGUACGACUGCUUCCUGCACCGAAGUCAAGCCUCAGGUCUUCAAGCGUGUCACCCGAGGCCCAAUCUCACGAAACGGAAGGGGCCGGACUUGAAACCCUUUGCUGACCCCUGUGGGCCCACCUGCUACAUGUUGUUGGACGGUAUAAAAGAGAAGUUGGCCCGCGAGAAGGCGGCGGGCGAGGCGGGGGAGGGGCGCGAGGGGCGGGAGGUGAGCGAGGCGCGCGACGGCAAGGCGGCCAUCGACUCGCCCAACGAUGCGUCCUCCGAGGACAGCAACGAUAGCAACCGCUACCAGAAAGGCAGCAACAGCAACUCCAGCAGCAACUGGAGCUCCAACGGCACCAAGCUGCCCGGCGCGGAGCCCACCGCCUACAACACGCUGGGUCUAACCCUGGCCGACUGCGAGUCGGAGGAAUGGACGGGUUCGGACCAGUCGCUGUUCCGCUCGCUGCACAAAGUGUUUGUGUCCAACUACUGCGCCAUCGCGCAGGUCAUGCUCUCCAAGACUUGCCAACAGGUGUACAACUACUGGAUCCACACGGGACAGGAGGCGGCCGGCGUGGAGGCGGAGCUGACGCCGCCGAGGAAGAAGAAGAAGAAGCACCGCCUGUGGUCCGUGCACUGCCGCAAGAUACAGCUCAAGAAGGACUCCGCCUCGCAUCAUGUGUACAACUACACGCCGUGCGACCACCCCAACCAGCCGUGCGACAACAUGUGUCCAUGUCUGCAGUCGCAGAACUUCUGCGAGAAGUUCUGCCAGUGCAGCAGCGACUGUCAAAACCGUUUCCCCGGAUGUCGCUGCAAGGCGCAGUGCAACACCAAGCAGUGUCCCUGCUACCUCGGCGUGCGGGAGUGUGACCCCGACCUGUGCACGGCGUGCGGCGCCGACUCCACGCCGCCCGGCACGCCCGCCGCCUUGCCCACCGCCUCGAGGCACGCCGUCUACUGCAGGAACGUGUCUGUGCAGAGAGGUCUACACAAGCACCUGCUCCUGGCGCCGUCCGACGUGGCCGGCUGGGGCAUCUUCCUCAAGGAGGCCGCGCACAAGAACGAGUUCAUCUCCGAAUACUGCGGGGAGAUCAUCUCGCAAGACGAAGCCGACAGGCGCGGGAAGGUGUACGACAAGUACAUGUGCUCCUUUCUCUUCAACCUCAACAAUGACUUCGUGGUGGAUGCGACGCGCAAGGGCAACAAGAUCCGGUUCGCGAACCACUCCAUCAACCCCAACUGCUACGCCAAGGUCAUGAUGGUCAACGGGGACCAUCGCAUCGGCAUCUUCGCCAAGCGCGCCAUCCAGCCGGGCGAGGAGCUGUUCUUCGACUACAGAUACGGUCCCACCGAGCAACUGAAGUUCGUCGGCAUCGAGCGGGAGAUGGAAUUCUUAUGAGAGAGCGGGCAGCGCCCGGCGUGGUUGUAUAAUGUUGUCUCGUGACUCUAAAGACGUUCAAUAUAAUUAGUUAUUAAUAAAGCCUCGAUAGCUCAACGGUUGAGGAGCGGACUGAAUUUCGAAAGGUCGGCGGUUAAAACCCCACCCGUCGCUCACUCCUGGCACAAGCUUUACGCUUAAUUGGAGGGGAAAGGGGAGUAUUAGUCAUGAUUAGCAUGGCUGAUAUUCUUUUAAAAAAAUUAAUUAUCACCACUACAUUAUUGUAUGACAAUCAGAAAGGGAUAGUACCCAAUUUGAAUAAAUGA
Molecule: messenger RNA, 2725 nt
Organism: Maniola jurtina (meadow brown)
Lineage: Eukaryota; Metazoa; Arthropoda; Insecta; Lepidoptera; Nymphalidae
Gene: E(z)
Product: histone-lysine N-methyltransferase E(z)
Exons: 17
Coding region: 120-2420 (766 amino acids)
Biological process (GO): chromatin remodeling
Molecular function (GO): histone H3K27 methyltransferase activity; protein binding
Source: RefSeq, a predicted model, not a curated record